Messenger RNA from Brachypodium distachyon (stiff brome), 993 nucleotides. RefSeq lists its product as uncharacterized. The transcript is spliced from 3 exons. The record is from RefSeq and is a predicted model, not a curated record. Bases 411 to 704 code for a protein of 97 amino acids. NCBI's taxonomy places the organism in Eukaryota, Viridiplantae, Streptophyta, Magnoliopsida, Poales, Poaceae.
UCGGAUUAGAUAAGGGCCAUGGGUCAAUGAUCUCGUACAUCUCCUGGAGCCCAUAUGCCGUCGGUGUCCAGAAUCAGAUCCUAGUAUUUCUCACCUCCAAGGCACAAACGGAAAAUACAAGUCCCUCCUGACCUCCUCUCCACCGCACCAAGAUCGAUCUGUCUUCAACUCACCCAAACUACGGUUCUGUGGGCAUCCCCUGGAGCAACUGCAAAAGCGGCGAAAAAGGUGUAUAAUUGAAGCAAGGAAGUACUUUUUGUUUCUUUAGACUAUCGGGUCCAUAUCAUCCUCGUAUCAGACAGCAUCAAUGUGUGAGAGAGAAGAUUUCGCUGCUUCAACUCAAUGAGGAUCAGAGAGAUGUCUAUAUAGAUGCUUCCUUAGUAACUGUCAGUUUCAGCUAGACGGUAAUCAUGAGUCUCGCUUGUCUCGUAUGCCAUGGCAUGAACAGCUCCUCGCACUCUCUUAGAAGCUACUCAGUGUCGAGUUCAGAGGAGGAGAAUCGAUGUGGAGCUGUUGUUUCCUGCUUAACUCGGAGAAUACCAACAGCGGGAUCUGCUAGUGUCGGGACAUCAAAGGUGACCCCCUUUCCAUCCAUCGCGACUGGUCAAGGCACCGAGGGCACUCCUCGCCUUCAACGAAGCCGUGCUGUGUCCAGGGACCUUGUCCGAGACUGGAAUUUUGAUGAAGCUGUUGUCACAAACUAGAGUUGGCAUCAACAGUUCCCUUACUCAGGAGAUUUCAUCAUUUAGUGUACAUUUUUUUGCUAGUAUACUGUAUACAUCUGGAGAUCCAUGUUUAUCAGUACUUAUUAAGUUGCUGGGAAUUUGCUCAAGAGGGAUGGUACUUCUCCUGAGCAGCCGUGUAGUAAUAUGACUUUCAAGCUGUGUAGGUAGAAUAAAUUUUAUGCUAUCUCCCUAUUUCAAAAGGUCAGUAUGUUAUCUUGCACUUCUCUGUAUAUCAUGAAAUAUCUAAUUUUGUAUAAUUGCUGGCAAA